Messenger RNA from Puccinia graminis f. sp. tritici CRL 75-36-700-3, 1468 nucleotides. RefSeq lists its product as uncharacterized. The transcript has 5 exons. Lineage: Eukaryota; Fungi; Basidiomycota; Pucciniomycetes; Pucciniales; Pucciniaceae. The record is from RefSeq and is a predicted model, not a curated record. Gene Ontology annotation, biological process: mitochondrial electron transport, ubiquinol to cytochrome c. The coding region runs from base 305 to 691 and encodes 128 amino acids.
GUGAUCUUUUACACUUUGUUAUAUUCUUGAAUUCCCAUUUUCUCCAUUGGUCAAACUGUCAUCCUGUUUGUCAUUUUCCUACCAACAGGUGUUUUUGUUUCUUCUUCUUUUUCUUAUGGUUGUUUCCAGCUGUGGAUGUUUGUGUUCAAUUUUUUUAAUCUUUUAACCAUUAAAACAUCUGUCUGAUGAGUGUUUUUUUAAGUCAUUUGAGUCAUGACCAGUUGGCUAGGAUGUGUUAGUUGCAGCGUCAUGAUGAAGAGACAGUCUGACUGGGUAUUAGCAUCAUCGUCAUCCCACGCAGAAUAUGCUUCUAUCGGGUUUCGGCCGAUUCCGUCAGACUCACAAACCACCAAGUCCUGCCUUUCCUCCGCACAGCCAACCAACAACCACCAGCCAAGACUCCAACGACAACACCAUCGAUCUCAAGCGAAUAAAAAUGGCUCGACCUUCAGCAACCCCACGUCCCCGAUUCGCUCCUAACAUCAAGCCCCAGCCGCAUCUCAUGGGCGUCACCUCCUCAGUACUCAGCCGAUGGGCACCGAUCCUCGGCAUCUGGGGCGCAGGUGGAGCCGCAUUCGUCACCCUGGCCGCAUCCGCAAUUCCUCGUUUCCAGGAAGACGUAUUGAAGAAGAUCCCUGGUGUCGCCUCGUACUACGAAUCUACCGUCCCCGAUUGCGACAAACCCUUCUAAAGCAUCCUCAGCUAUUUUCCCCUUCAACCUGUUCUUGUUUUAUCGUCGAGACUAUUUCACUUUCUUCCAUAGUAGAUGUAGGAAAUAGAUUUUUUUUCAAAAGUCAUUUUGUGCAGAUAGGUCACCCUGCAGGCGAUUAUAGUUUCACUAAUUAAACAGGUUUGUAGCACAACUAUUAAGUGAUAAGCGUCAAAUUCAGACCGUUGGGAACUUGGAAUUGAUCAAUGCGUGGUAAGACACUGGAUUCAAUCGGGACGAAUGGGCAUUUUUGCAAGCACAAGUUGACUAGGCAAUUGUAGAGACACAUUGUACUCUAAGAUGAGAUCAUUUUUGAUCUGAGGACAAUCAAGAGAAAGCAAGUUGCAACUAGGGGGUUUCUAUCUUCACCCACGCACUAAUUAUUAUGGUGGAUCUAUAGUAAUACAAAAUUCAUCAGUAUGUGUAUCUUGGGGAAUACCCUGUUAGGGUAGGUAAAACUUGAAAUUGGUGGAGGCCCAACUGUUCCCACUGCCAGGAAAUAUGUAUCAGAAGCUCACAAUGGAUGCUCAUGAAUUCUUGAUUUUAAAACAAUAUUUAUCUUGGUAUGUUAAAGAUAGUAAAUUCUCAUCUGAAUCCUGAUAACUAAUCAACAAUUUUCAUAAACCACAUGUUUGUGUAUAUUGGAAGAGCUUUCAUUGUUUCAAUUUGGUGAGGAGUUAGAUCAAUCACUUUGAGUGUGAAUUUACGGAUCCAUUCAAUCAUUUCUGGUUCAUCAGGGUGUUGAAUUUGAUGAUGUUG